AUGUAGAGUUUUUAAUGACAUUAUGUUGAUUUUUUUCCAAUAUCGGUUUGAACUGUAAAGUUUUUCGGAGCGAAAUAUCUAUUUCUGGAACCUCUGUAGUUACACGCGAUACAAAUAAAUGUAACUUGUAACAGUUUUUUGUACUCGCACAUAUGCAAGGAUUUUUGUAAAAUUACGUGUUUCAACUGUCUGGAGUAGACAUGCAAACAAAAAGUCCAGGUCAUAUUAUUGCUUACCUUUCAAUAAUUGUAGAUUUAUCGUUUCAGAUAAGCUCAAAUUAUUCGUUAAUGGUAUAUGUUUUCAAGGGAACUGUUGCCGUCAAAAUGAAUAUGCGAUCUCUUUAUUCGACAACUAUUGGAAUAGUACCUGUUAGGAAUUCGAUCUUACUUGCACUUAGAACAUUGAAAUGUAUGGACUGAAAUGACCUUAUUCAUUAUAUAACUUAAAUACAUGCAUUUAAAUUUAAAAAUUCAAAUAUUGCCUCUAAUUUAAAAUGUCACUGAUAAAUGUCAAAAAUGAUAGCAGAAGGAUAAACUUCACCUAGAAAAAGAGGCGUGGUUUUGCUGGGAGUGUGAUAGAAAAUCCUUUUAGUCGAUUUUGACAUCUACGUGACAAGCAAUUUAGAAAGGUUAGGAGGAGAAUUUGAAUUGUGUCAUUCAAGUAAAAACACGUGUUUGAAAUGUUUACCACGUUAUUACACAUGAAAUAAGGAAUAAUUUUCACAAAUAAAAAUGGGAAGAAAAGCGAAAUUUAACGAAGGUGUAGUGGUAAAGAAGGGUCCUGGAAAGAAGACAAAAAAACAGAAGGAUCCCUCAUUUCCGAAAGCACUAAAAGAUGAUGAAACCUCACCAAACAAAAAAUUGAGCAGGCGGCAAAGAUUGAGAGCCAAAAAAAGAGAACAGAAGUUGAAAGAACGUGUAGAGAAGCAAAAACAGAUCAAUGUGAAGAAGUCACAGCAACGAAAUGCAAAUCCAUCCAUCAAUAAUAAAAAACAUUUUAGUGAAGAGUCCGAAUCUGAGUCAGAAUAUGAAGAACAAACUGAGGAGGAGGAGGUGGAUGAUAUCCUAAAACCUAGCACUAAAGGCUUUUCAGAUGACAAUAAAUUGUGGCUUACACCAAAGGUGAAUGGUAAGAAAACUGAAUAUGGAGAUAGUAAAGAAGACAGUGAAGAGGGAAGUGACAGUGAUGAUGUGGAACAGAGUGAAGAUGGAGAUUCUGGGGAAGAGGAGAGUAUGGAAGUAGGACAACUCGAUGAUUUAUCAGAUAGUGAUUCAGAUGAAAAAGAUGAAUUUUCCUCAGAAGAUAAUGAUGAAGAUCAAGAAGGAGGUGACAGUGAGGAUGAAGAAGAGUUGUUACCAAUUGAAAAGAAAAGUAUUAGAUUGAGGAAGAAACAAGCUUUAGAGCAAAAAUUGGCUGAUGAGGAAAUGAAGCUAAAUAUUGCUGAUCAAGAGAAAUUUGCCUUUCCUUCAAGUAAAGAGGAGCUGGAAGUACAAAGCUUGCAGGAAGUACAGCAAAGGAUACGAGAGAUAAUGGCUGUUCUAUCAGAUUUUAGUAAAUUGAGAGAUGGAAACCACUCACGACAAGACUACCUAGCAAUUCUAAAGAAGGACCUUUGCACCUACUAUAGCUAUAAUGACUUUCUCAUGGAGAAAUUACUGGAAGUAUUCCCACUUUCAGACUUAUUAGAGUUUCUCGAGGCUAGUGAAGUGCAAAGACCAUUGACUAUCAGAACAAACAGUCUGAAAACCAGAAGGCGAGAUCUAGCACAGGCUCUGAUCAACAGGGGCGUUAAUUUGGAUCCUAUUGGAAAAUGGAGCAAAGUGGGCUUGGUGGUAUAUUCAUCUCAAGUGCCUAUGGGUGCAACCCCUGAAUAUCUUGCAGGACACUACAUCAUCCAGGGUGCAUCAAGUCUUCUGCCUGUCAUGGCGCUAGCACCUCAAGAGAACGAAAGGGUAUUGGACAUGGCUGCAGCCCCUGGAGGCAAAGCCUCGCAUAUCGCUGCGAUCAUGAAAAAUACAGGGGUGCUAUUUGCAAACGAUGUGAAUGCAGAUCGUGUAAAAGCUGUCGUGGGGAAUUUUCACAGGCUGGGCGUUGUCAAUUCAGUAAUCACUUGUAUGGAUGGCAGGAAGUACCCAGAGCUCAUCAAAGGAUUUGAUAGGGUGCUGCUAGAUGCUCCAUGUACUGGUACUGGUGUGGUAGCCAAAGAUCAAAGCGUGAAAACGAGCAAAGACGAAGUUGAUAUCCAGCGAUGUUACAAUUUACAAAGGGAACUCUUAUUAGCCGCCAUAGACAGUGUCAACGCAAACUCCCCGACAGGAGGUUACAUCGUUUACUCGACCUGUUCUGUAUUGCCCGAAGAAAACGAAUGGGUAGUUGAUUAUGCUUUGAAGAAGCGGAACGUCAAGCUGGUCAGCACAGGAUUGGACUUCGGAACCGAGGGAUUUGUUAACUACCGGCAUCACAGAUUCCAUCCAACAAUGAAGAUCACAAGAAGAUUCUAUCCACAUACCCACAACAUGGAUGGGUUUUUUGUAGCCAAAUUGAAGAAAUUUUCGAAUCUUAUCCCUUCAUCUGACAAAUCCAAAGAUGGAGAGGAAAAUGAAGAUGCAGAUGAAGAAUUUACUAUUGAAAAUGUUGAAUCUGAAGAGGACGAUUCAGAGAAGACUAGUAAACAAAACAAAAAUAAGAAACGUAAAAGAACCAGCAGUGAAGGCGACAAAGGUGUUAGUAAUAGACCGGUAUUGAAUGCCGUGGAUAAAACAAAAAAGCAUAAAUCAACUUUGAAAGGUGAUAAACAGAAAAAAGCGGGUACGAAGACUCAUUUGAAACAGAAAAAAGGUACUAAAAAUGGUAAUAUAGGACGGAAAAAGUAAGCCGACAAUAUAAAUAUGUUUUAUAUAC
This is a messenger RNA of Acanthoscelides obtectus, 2901 nucleotides long. Lineage: Eukaryota; Metazoa; Arthropoda; Insecta; Coleoptera; Chrysomelidae. The record is from the annotation of a GenBank genome assembly.